AUGACAAAGGAAAAUAUUGCUGAGCUGCGUCAAAUCGCGGACGGCGCCGUUAGGCAUAUCCAUGCCCUUCAGGCAUUAAAGCGACCUACGGCCCAAUGGGACGAUUUACUAGUUUACAUUCUAAGUAGCAAGCUCGACACGCUUACCUCGCGGGAGUGGCAGCUAGGAAAGCCAUCCUGCAUUUAUUCCGACAACGGAAAAACGUUCGUAGGCGCCCAAGGACAACUAAAGAAGUUCUUUAAUCUUUUGCGCAACGAACAAACCCAGAUCGAUAUAGCACAUUUUUUACGUGAUCAGGAAACUGUUUGGAAAUUUAUUCCUCCGUAUGCGCCGCAUUUCGGCGGUCUGUGGGAGGCCGCCGUCAAGUCCGCCAAGCGCCACCUCACUCGGAUUGUCGGAAACGCGUCGUUAACAUUCGAGGAAUUGCAGACCAUAUUUUGCGAAAUUGAAGCCAUUUUAAACUCACGCCCUCUCACUCCAUUGAGUGAAGACCCUAACGAUCUGAGCUACCUAACUCCGGGUCAUUUUAUAAUCGGCACCGCUUUGAAUAGUUUCCCUUACCAGGAUUUAAGCAAUGUAAACGAAGGCAGACUGGUGCGAUGGCAGCGCGUCGAGCAGGUCAGACAACACUUCUGGCAUAGAUGGAGUCAGGAGUACUUGCACACCUUGCAGGAACGAACCAAAUGGAGGACGAGCAAGGGUGAGCAGCUAAAAUUGAACCAAAUGGUGCUACUGAAACAGCCAGGGCUGGCUCCCCUUCAAUGGUUACUCGGUCGAGUGGAGAAGCUACAUCCCGGAGCUGACGGCAUCAGCCGAACAGCCACCAUCCGCACUGCCAGAGGGCUGUUCACAAGGCCGCUAUCCAAGAUCGCCAUUUUUUAA
Messenger RNA from Mycetomoellerius zeteki, 882 nucleotides. RefSeq lists its product as uncharacterized. Gene Ontology annotation, biological process: DNA integration. Bases 1 to 882 code for a protein of 293 amino acids. NCBI's taxonomy places the organism in Eukaryota, Metazoa, Arthropoda, Insecta, Hymenoptera, Formicidae. The transcript has 2 exons. Gene Ontology annotation, molecular function: nucleic acid binding. The record is from RefSeq and is a predicted model, not a curated record.